Anguilla anguilla (European eel) is the source of this 1853-nucleotide messenger RNA. RefSeq names its product chromosome 8 C5orf49 homolog (gene cfap90). Bases 424 to 834 code for a protein of 136 amino acids. NCBI's taxonomy places the organism in Eukaryota, Metazoa, Chordata, Actinopteri, Anguilliformes, Anguillidae. The transcript is spliced from 3 exons. The record is from RefSeq and is a predicted model, not a curated record.
UUAACUAGCAACGCGAAGAGCUACAUUAGGCUGUUUUAUUAUGCAUGCCCGGACGUGCAUGCACUUCUAAAUGUUUAAUUCUCCCCUAAUUCCGUCACAUUAAGAUGGAACAAUGUAGGUUUGUCAACGGUACGAUAAUGUUUCUAUUCGUAGUCAUUGACUUGAUUAAUUUCAGACAAGGUGGCUACCUCAUACCAAGCUAAAAAGGAUAUCAUGUUUGGUUUCCGACUUCUCGAGCUUCGAAUGGCUUUCACACGCCCCUGACUUGAGGCGUCGUUUCUUAGCAACCGUACGCGGACGGGGAGACCAGAGCAGGAGACAUCGUUGUGGUUAUUUAUUUGUUUAUUUGUUUUUAUUUUUAAACUUUAUUUUCGCUUUCAGUUAAAUUGACGAUCUAUCAAAAAUAUUGCGUUAAAGCUAGAAAUGGAAAUAUCGCAGGCUAAAACAAAACCAACCUCAACACUGUCAGUUUUUAGUUACAUCCCACCAAGAAGAACUGAUCCAAAGGAGCUGACGUACUUCAAUUGUGACUCAAAGGCUCGGGAGAUGUUCAUGUACGACUGCAUACUCCGGCGUUCCGAGGGCUACGAUAAUAAGCUGCACAGGGAUGACAGAGAACAUGCCAAUGGCAGGGGACUGGAAAUCCACGGGGAGGAGCUAUCGAGACCCAUACCCAUUCUGUCAUCUUCAGAAUAUGGGAGGCGUCCACCACCACUGAUAUACCAGCCAGAUCGGCAGUUUGUCCGUGUUGCACACGUGCGCUCGGAAUUCUUCCGGAAAAAUGGAAUUACACAGAAUGUCGCAGAGGGGUAUGGAUCUGUCUCUCCUGUCUGAGACUUGUCUGAGAGAAACUUCUGCUGAUAUUUGCUCAUGCACACACACACGCACACGCACACACACACACACACACGCACACACGCACACACACACACGCACACACACGCACACGCCACACACAGUCAUACACACACACACACACGCACACACACGCACACAUGCACACACGCACCCAGACACUGCACACACACACUUUCUCUGAAUACAAUCAUUAACAUAAUUAUGUAAAGUUAUAUCAGUCUUCCAUUACAUAUAUAGCUGUUGUUGACGUUAAAGGCGGGUUUGCGAAUUUAAUUUACUUCUUUUUUGCUUGCAGUGUUCGCUGCUCACUUCCAUUAAACCUAAUUGGAGUGUGGCUUAGAGAGGUUUUCCUUUAUGUAAAUUUUUUUCUCAGUGUGUUUGUUGGUUUGUUUUGCCUAAAGCAAUCCUCUAAUACACUGAGUUUUGAUUUGAUUACCAUAGCUUAAAGUGAUGUUUUGAGUUCAGUGUUUAUCACAUUUCUUGUAAUUGCAGAAAUACUGGAAAAUAGCUCUGAGAAACAAAUAUACAAUGGGGGAAAACAAUAUGCCUGUCCGAUUGUCACAUGUGAAUGCAAGAACUAUGUAAGACCAUUAUGUUUUUCAUUUUUACAGUAGAUGUUGGUAGUGUUGUUGUUUGGUGGAGCUGCUAUUGAAUUUGGCCUCAGGGCAUCAUUAUUUUUAGGUUAACAUAUGCAAGAUCUUAUAUAUUAAAAAACAAAAUAAGUAAUGAAAUAUAUCCAUACAUAUGUGUCCUUCUAAUAUUUUAUUCUGGUACUUGCGUAUAAAGUUAUAAUCAUAUUAUUGAGUUUACCAUCUAUUUCCACGUUCUUUAUGCCAAUACCUGAUAUCUAUAACUUUAUUCUUAGUUAAUCUAUCAAGCCCAUCCAUUCCACAGCAGGCAAUGCAUUUUAUAUCUCAAGAAGGCAAGGAAUGUCAUAUGUACAAACUUUUAAUGAAUAGGCUUUACAAAACAAUGUCAUUAAAACAUCAAAACAC